Grosmannia clavigera kw1407 is the source of this 1398-nucleotide messenger RNA. Its product is annotated as calcium ion transporter. The coding region runs from base 1 to 1398 and encodes 465 amino acids. The transcript has 3 exons. Gene Ontology annotation, molecular function: calcium:proton antiporter activity. NCBI's taxonomy places the organism in Eukaryota, Fungi, Ascomycota, Sordariomycetes, Ophiostomatales, Ophiostomataceae. Gene Ontology annotation, biological process: intracellular calcium ion homeostasis; calcium ion transmembrane transport. The record is from RefSeq and is a predicted model, not a curated record. Gene Ontology annotation, cellular component: fungal-type vacuole membrane.
AUGUCUGUCAGCAGCCGCACAGAAGCGACGGAGAGCUCGCCGCUGAUCGCAGGCCAGGCGGCCCGUCCAAACGGCUUCCACCGCCACCACCACAGCCACGAUGGCCGGUCUGCCUUUGUACGCCGGCUGCUGCUGGACAAGAAGCACACACCCGGUUUCGACAGCGACAACCGGGUCGCGCGCACGACGGCCCACGUGCUCAACAUCACCAAAGCGGCGCUGUACUCGAGCCCGGUCAACGUGCUGCUCGUCUUCGUGCCGUUGGGCAUCGCUGCCGGCAUACUCGAGUGGAGCGCCGCAGCCGUGUUCACGCUCAACUUCUUCGCCAUCGUGCCGCUGGCCGCGGUGCUCUCGUUUGCUACGGAGGAGAUGUCGGCCCGCAUGGGCGAGGCCCUGGGCGGCCUGCUCAACGCCACCUUUGGCAACGCGGUCGAGCUGAUCGUCAGCAUCGUCGCCCUCAAGGAGGGCCAGAUCGAGGUCGUCCAGUCGUCCAUGCUGGGAUCCAUCCUGUCCAACGCGCUGCUCGUCCUGGGCAUGUGCUUCUUCUUUGGCGGCAUCUGCAACAUGCGCGACGGCAGCAACGUGCCCAUGGAGCAGCAAUUUGCCUCGGCCACGGCCCAGACCAGCUGCUCGCUCAUGGCUUUGUCGUCAGCCUCGCUGAUCAUCCCAGCAGCACUGUAUGCAUCUCUCAGCAGCAACAUCGACCCGGACGAACGCCAGCAGGUCAUCCUGGUGCUGUCCCGCGGCACAUCCAUCAUCCUGCUGCUGCUGUACUGCCUGUUUCUCUUCUUCCAGCUGCGCACGCACUCGAACCUGUUCGACGCCGAGAGCACGCCGUCCGAUGCAUCCGCGGCCCACGGCGACUCAGACUCGGACGAGGCUGAGCCCGAGGAGCACAUGAGCCCGUGGUCAGCAGCAGCUGUGCUAGUGGUCGUGACAAUCAUGGUGUCAAUCUGUGCCGAGUACCUGGUCGACAGCAUCGACGCCAUCGUGGCCACUGGCAAGCUGUCCAAGAACUUCAUCGGCCUGAUCCUGAUCCCCAUCGUGGGCAACGCGGCCGAGCAUGUUGCUGCCGUCACGGUGGCGGUCAAGAACCGGAUGGAUCUGUCGAUGAGCGUGGCCAUGGGUUCCAGCAUCCAGAUCGCGCUGCUGGUCACGCCGUCUCUGGUCAUUGUCGGCUGGCUGGUCCUCGACCAGGCCAUGACCCUGCGGUUCGAGUCGUUUGAGACGGUUGUCUUCGGCAUCAGCGUGUUGCUCGUCGCCUAUACCGUGCAGGACGGCAAGAGCAACUACCUGGAGGGGGCUAUGCUCAUGGGUCUGUACGCCAUCAUCGCCCUGGCUUUCUACGUCACUCCCAGCAAUGCUCUGGACAUGGUCAAGACGGCACUCAGCAUGUAG